AUGGGUUCCAGAGGCACGGGUUCCAGAGGCGUGGGUUCCAGAGGUCCCACACGCCCAAAAGUCCCACACGCCCAAAAGUCCCACACUCCCAAAAGUCCCACACUCCCAAAAGUCCCACACUCCCCAAAGUCACAGACUCCCAAAAGUCCCACAUGCCCAACGUCCCACACCCCCAAAAGUCACAGACUCCCAAAAGUCCCACACUCCCCAAAAGUCCCACACUCCCAAAAGUCCCACACUCCCAAAGGUCCCACACGCCCAAAAGUCCCACACGCCCAAAAGUCCCACACUCCCAAAAGUCCCACACUCCCCAAAGUCACAGACUCCCAAAAGUCCCACAUGCCCAACGUCCCACACCCCCAAAAGUCACAGACUCCCAAAAGUCCCACACUCCCCAAAAGUCCCACACUCCCCAAAAGUCCCACACUCCCCAAAGUCCCACACUCCCAAAAGUCCCACACUCCCCAAAGUCCCACACUCCCAAAAGUCACAGACUCCCAAAAGUCCCACACGCCCAAAAGUCCCACACUCCCCAAAGUCCCACACUCCCCAAAAGUCCCACACUCCCAAAAGUCCCACAUUCCCAAAAGUCCCACACUCCCCAAAGUCCCACACUCCCAAAAGUCACAGACUCCCAAAAGUCCCACACUCCCCAAAGUCCCACACGCCCAAAAGUCCCACACCCCCAAAAGUCCCACACUCCCCAAAGUCCCACACUCCCCAAAGUCCCACACUCCCCAAAGUCCCACACUCCCAAAAGUCCCACACUCCCCAAAGUCCCACACUCCCCAAACACCAGGAAAGCCCACCGUGCCCCAGCAGACAGAGACGGAAGAGACGGACGGCUGA
This is a messenger RNA of Lampris incognitus (smalleye Pacific opah), 849 nucleotides long. RefSeq lists its product as uncharacterized. The record is from RefSeq and is a predicted model, not a curated record. The coding region runs from base 1 to 849 and encodes 282 amino acids. The transcript has 3 exons. NCBI's taxonomy places the organism in Eukaryota, Metazoa, Chordata, Actinopteri, Lampriformes, Lampridae.